AUGAUAUGCGAGGCCAGCCUUAUUGUAUGGGAUGAGGCCUCUAUGGCUAAUCGACAUUCUAUUGAAGCAUUUGAGGCCUUGUUGGCUGAUAUAUGCGACAGCCCGUUACCUUUUGGGGGAAAAAUUGUUUUAUUUGGCGGCGAUUUCAGGCAAACAUUGCCAAUUGUGGUUAAUGGUUCUAGAGCUUCAAUGAUAACCGCAAGUUUGGUGAGCUCUGCACUAUGGGGAGGCAUACAUCGUAUGCAACUGUGCCAGAAUAUGCGGGCUAAAGAAGAUCCCAAUUUUAUAGAUUUAUUGCUUAGAAUUGGGAAUGGUGUUGAGACUUUUAUUUUCGACGAUAACAUAAAGAUUCCAUCUCAUAUGUUAGUCCCUUUUGAUGAUGCUGCUACCUCUUUGGAUCGUCUUAUUCGUGAUGUUUACCCCAAUUUAGAUACUUUCAUGCAAAACCCUGAUGCCUUUGUAGGUAGGGCUAUCCUUACCCCGAAAAAUGAUUGUGUAGAUGAGCUUAAUGAUCUCUUAAUGGAACGAUUUCCGGGCAAAAUGAAAGAGUACGUUAGUUUUAACGCAACAACCGAUCCACUACAGCAAGGAGAAUAUGCGGAUUAUUUAAAUACUGUUUCAGCUGGUGGCCUCCCUCCAAACAUUUUAAAGCUGAAAAAAAAUUGUCCAAUUAUGUUGUUGCGCAACUUAAAUCCAAUACAGGGUCUCUGUAAUGGCACACGUCUAAUUUGUCGAGAGUUGAGCGACAACUUUAUUAAGGCUGAAAUUGCUGUUGGGGAUUUUAAGGGUAAUGUGGUGUUUAUUCCUCGUAUACCUUUGGAGGGAUCGGGUUGUAAAAUUGACAAUCUUGGCGAGGCUGUAGAUGUUGGAAGUAUCUCGCAAACAUAUAAUAGAUACAAGAAAUGGAAGCAAGAAAUGGAAGAUGGGAAGCUGUUGUUCAUUGGAGGAAUUUAUCGGGAGAUUAUUGACAAAUUCAUGGUGGCGUAUUUCCUAGCAUUAAACGAAUUACUUGACGCCUUGACGGUGUUGGUGGUAGAUAUUUCGCCGCUUUUCCUUUGA
Molecule: messenger RNA, 1059 nt
Organism: Erythranthe guttata (spotted monkey flower)
Lineage: Eukaryota; Viridiplantae; Streptophyta; Magnoliopsida; Lamiales; Phrymaceae
Source: RefSeq, a predicted model, not a curated record